Molecule: messenger RNA, 910 nt
Organism: Camelina sativa (false flax)
Lineage: Eukaryota; Viridiplantae; Streptophyta; Magnoliopsida; Brassicales; Brassicaceae
Product: non-classical arabinogalactan protein 31
Cellular component (GO): cell periphery
Source: RefSeq, a predicted model, not a curated record
CUUUAUCAGUAUCACCAAUAAUUAAGAAUUAGGCCUUGGCCUUUGGUUAGUGCUUUUUUUGUUGGCCUUUUCAAUUUUUUUUUUGUGUGUGCACCUAUUGGCCUUUUCAUUAAUGCUUUAAAUAUGGCCUGUGAUGAGAAAUAUCGUUUCUCUCUUCAAUCCUAACAAAUAACAAAAAUGGGUUUGGUAAUAAAAGCUCUCAAAUAUCUUCUACUCCUCUCUUUCUCCUUGAGCUUCAUCCACACUAAUGAAGUUUCAUCUGCUUCUCCCGUGAGUCCAUCCUCGUCGCCGGCAAAGAUGAGCCGGAGACUUGUGGCAGUUGAAGGCAUGGUUUAUUGCAAAUCUUGCAAGUAUUCCGGCGUCGAUACUCUCUUGGAAGCAUCUCCUGUCCAAGGAGCGACCGUAAAGCUUGCAUGCAACAACACAAGGAGAGGUGUAACAAUGGAGACAAAAACAGACAAAAACGGAUACUUCUUCAUGCUAGCUCCCAAAAAACUCACCACUUACGCUUUCCACACGUGCCGGGCUUGGCCGACGAAUCGCGGACCCAUGACUGAAACGAUGACAUGCACCGUCCCGUCACAGCUCAACAAUGGAAUUACCGGUGCUAUGCUUAAACCUUCUAAAACAAUCAACAUCGGUGAACACGACUAUGUUCUCUUCUCUGUCGGCCCCUUCGCGUUUGAGCCGGCCUGCACUCGUUGAUGACUCGAAAAUUUCGUUUUUUAUGUAUUUCGUGUGCUUGAUUUGUAAUGAUGGGUCACUAGUGAUCCAAGUGUGCUGCCUUGUUUGUUUUUGGUACGUUCCUUAACUAUGUGUGUGUGGACAUUUUAAGUUUUUUGUGUGUUUGAUAAAUUUCAUGAGUUUGUACUAGUAAAACUUUGCGUGUUGUAAUGAUUUAGUUCUGUUA